AUGAAUGAUCGUAGAGAUCAUUACCCAAAUUAUUCAUUUGAGUUCCUUCGUGAUGGAGAUAUGUUGGAUGCUAUGUUUUGGGCAGAUGAAAGAGAAAAGGCUUUUUAUGCAGAGUUUGGAGAAGUUAUAUCUUUUGAUGCAACUUUUAGAACAAACAAGUAUAAAAUGGUAUUUGUUCCAUUCACAGCAGUUGACCACCAGAAGAAAUCAGUUAUUGUUGGCGUUGAAAUCUACAAAGGUUCCUGGUACUACCAAUACAAACAUAUUGGAACAAAAAAUGGAUGGGAGUUAUACAAAGUGGAACAACUGAACAAAAACAAUAAUCUAAAAACAGAAUUUGAGGUAGAAAUAAAACUUCCAAUAAAUGAUGUAAAAUGUACUUGUGAACACUUCAACCGCUUUGGGACUUUGUGCAGACAUGCAUUAAAUAUACUCAUGAAACAUGGAAUUAAGGAAAUACCUAAACAGUACAUUGAGAAUCGUUGGAGAAAGGAUGUGAUAUCAAGGAAUUAUCACUUUGGUAGGCAUGUAUAUGAUACAGGAAACAGUGAAAUUAACAAACCUGUCAAUCAAGCAUAUUACAACUUUGAAGCAUGCUUGGAAUACAUAAGAAAAAAUAAAGACAAAAUGGAUUUGUUUGUUAAGAAAAAAGAAAGCAUGUUGAACGAAUACGAGAACGAUCCUACAAAUAAAUUGAAGAAAAAUAUGACAGAUGUUGAAGAGGUAGGAAAGAUUAUGGGCAUUUCUAUUCCAAAAGACAUUGAAAUCAAUGUUCCAAAUGUUCAAAGCAAUAAAGGAAGUGGAAAGAAAAAUAGAAUUCAAAGUGCAACAGAAUAG
Molecule: messenger RNA, 837 nt
Organism: Lactuca sativa (garden lettuce)
Lineage: Eukaryota; Viridiplantae; Streptophyta; Magnoliopsida; Asterales; Asteraceae
Source: RefSeq, a predicted model, not a curated record